AUGCUCAUCCUCCUCUCCCUCCUUGCCCUAGUGGCCUCCUUGUUAUCAGUAAGGGCAGCGCCCUCUCUCAACUUUCCUCUGGAUGAACAGCAACCGUCAGUAGCAAGGGUAAACUCAGAAUUUGUCUUUGAGUUACUCCCUUCAACAUUCAAUUCGACCUCAUCUACCAAUCUCACAUAUACAACCUCAACCCUUCCUUCCUGGUUAUCAUGGGACUCACCGAGUCUCGCUUUCCACGGAACACCCGCCUUGGAAGAUGAAGGAGAACAGGAUAUAAUCUUGACAGCAAGUGAUGGAAGUGGAUCAACGGAAUCUUCAUUCACCCUCAUUGUCUCCAAUUACUCCGUUCCAGCUGUACACCAAUCGUUCUACACUCAAAUCAGCCAACCUAACUUGUCGGUCAUCUCAUCAGCUACGAUCAUGCCUGGGGGAACGGGUGUGACCAUCCCUCCUUAUUGGUCAUUCUCCUUGGGGUUCCAGACCGACACAUUCAGAAUAUCGAGGAAUGAACCUAACAAUGGACAGUUGUACUAUGCUGCCCAUGGUAGAGGAAGCAUUGGCUUACCAUCGUGGUUGACCUUCAACAAUCAGACUUUCACAUUUGAAGGUGUAGCACCGGCAGAAGGAAGUUAUACGGUAGUAGCUACAGGAACGGAUUUCUGGGGAUAUACAGGUGCUCAAACUAGUUUUUCUAUCCAGGUGGGACAAGGCGAAGCUAUAGAAAUGGCUAGAAACCAAAAUCUCUCCAAUGCUCAAACCAUGGCGAAGAACCAGUUAAAUCAGCAGAUAGAUCUUAGUGGUGUGACUAUUGGUGGGAAUGCUGUAGACAAUGAGGAUGUAGUGCUUAGUCUAGCAAGUAAUGAUUAUCCUUGGUUAUCCAUCGAUAGCUCAAACGACAGUUUGGUUGGUACCGUACCAGAUCAAUACCAGAAUGGAACGUUUGCUUCCCUUUCUGUCCCCGUCAACAUCCGAUCUACCAACACUUCCAAUACCCUUUACAUGACUACAUGGCUGGGCAUUGACAUCUUGCCCUACUUCUUUUCCACCUACACCCUUCCGAAUACCACAGCUACUCUAGGACAAUCUUUCGAUUUCGACGUCACCUCAUAUCUCCUCAACAGAACAGCUACUGUAAACGCUACUGUCGUCCCGCCAGAGGCUGCUACUUGGUUGAAAUUUGAUACCAAGAACAUGUCCUUGUAUGGUUCCGCCCCAUCUUCGAUGGAUUACAACAGAGUAGAAGUGGUUUUUGAAGCGUCCAUAGGCGAUCUGGUGGCGACUUCCAAGUUGAAUGUCAAUAUCCCUCAAGUUACUCAAACUUCUACCAAUACCGGUACUGCCGCUGUUCCGACUUCAUCUACUGGUAGUUCCGGUGGAAAAGGUAUAUCCAAAGGCGCCAAAAUUGCAGUGGGAGUUGUUCUCGGUCUUUUACUAUUGGUCACCAUCAUUUUGAUCUUGUUAUUCUGUUGCUGUCGAAGAAGAAAGAACAAGAAGCCAGCCAGGAAAGACGAUGAUAACGAUUCAUUCGUCGCCACUUCCCCAGUCACUGUUCAAGACCCAUUCAGGAGAUCAAACAGUUUAGACCCACCUAGGAACUUGCUUGGUGAAAUUGCUAGAUUCUCCGGAUUGAACUUGCGAUCAGGAGAUGCCAACGAGAAGAAUAUGCCUCUCAGUCCAGCAUCUUUGAGUACCGAUGCUACGAUGGUACAAGAGAAACCCACUAGAUUAGAUGGAUUAAAAGGUAUUUUCGGAUGGAAUCACAAGGAAGAAUUGGAGAAUGAGAAACCAGCUAUCAUCUCACCUCAGAUCCUAAGUGAUUCAAGGAGCUUCAUAGGAUACCCCGAUGUGAUUGGUGUGAAUGAUCCUGUCAAUCGACCUUCCCAAGAUGCGAGCUCCUUCACCCAGUCGUUCAUCUCGGAAUCAUCUAGAGCAAGUUGGCAGUCACGAGAAUCGUUCCAUUGGUCAUCCGUAGACGACGGUGAAGGUGAAGAUGAAGUAGCUUCAUUAGGUGCUGUGGGUGGUAAUAGGAUUUCAACUGCUUCUUCCAUCCCUAGACCUCGACCAAAUUUCACACCUCGCUAUCCCCGACACCAGAAUCCCAGUGUAUUAGCUCGAAUGGUGGAUUUGGAUGAUACUGGUUCGCAUGCCAGUUUUAGUGAAUUCCAUUCAUCUCAAGAAGGACAUCAUAGGGAUAGUUCACAGAGUGGAUCCAAUUUCGAUUCAUCCGGAUUCGACCAUUCGUCAAACUCCAUGAUGGCCUCUGGAUCCAUAUUCAACUCUCAAUCUGGAUCGUCGUUCCCUGCUGGACCAAGUGGACUGAGCAGGUUUGGUGAAUCUGGUGGAUUCAAAUCGAAUGAUACAGAUGAUGAAGAUGCGUUCUCGGUCGAGGGUCCAGCAGUAGUCGCCAUGGCGGAAAGACAAUCUUUCGAAACUCGUAGACCCCAACGACAGGAUUCAAGGAGUCAUCCGAGACUCAAAGAAUCCCUGAGCGGUGUGUUCUCAGAUGCGGAUGACGUAGCGAGAAGAUCGACGAUAUACGCCCCAAGCGAGGGGAAUCAAGAUGAGAAUAAUCCAGGAUUGGGAUAUCCUGCUUCAGCGAUUUACUUUGGUUCUCAGAAUGGAGAGAUUGAGACUGAGGGAUAUACGAGUCAACGUACCUCAACGAUGGAUCAGAAUAACAAUAGAGGAUCAACUAUAAAGGUUAUACCUAACAAAUCUGGUCAGACACCUUUAUCACCUGCUUUACCUCAAGUGGGAAGUUUCAUAAGACACCGACGGACCAACACCGGUUCAGCAGGAGCAACGAAAGCUAUGAUCCGACCCACAUCUACUCACUCAAACGGUGCUAACGACGGUCGAGUCACGGCUGUAGCCAACGAAACAUUCUCUAUACAUCCUCAGAUCAAUCCUCCUCCGACUGUAUCACUCUCAGCUGCCACCUGGUCUUCCAAUCCCCCUUCGACGUAUAGAGCAGAAGUGGAAGGUGGUGGUAAUUUACCUACGUGGUUACAUUUCGAUUCGAGGGAAUUGGAAUUAUGGGGUGUCCCACCGCUUAGGAUUACUGGCGAUGUCACCACCAUCAGGAUAAUAGAGAGAUUACCCAGAGACAAUAGGCGUUCGGACCCGAUGAGCUUCGGAUACGAACCUCCUCAGGAAAGAGAAGUUGGUAGAGUGACUAUCGAAGUCACAGAUAGGUUGAAAUCACCUCAAUUCGCUUUGGAAGGUUCACCUCACGCUUUAUGA
Messenger RNA from Kwoniella botswanensis, 3243 nucleotides. RefSeq lists its product as uncharacterized. Gene Ontology annotation, molecular function: calcium ion binding. The record is from RefSeq and is a predicted model, not a curated record. Gene Ontology annotation, cellular component: membrane. The transcript has 4 exons. Lineage: Eukaryota; Fungi; Basidiomycota; Tremellomycetes; Tremellales; Cryptococcaceae. Bases 1 to 3243 code for a protein of 1080 amino acids.